Miniopterus natalensis is the source of this 615-nucleotide messenger RNA. It is a transcript of the gene RCVRN, whose product is annotated as recoverin. Gene Ontology annotation, molecular function: calcium ion binding. The record is from RefSeq and is a predicted model, not a curated record. NCBI's taxonomy places the organism in Eukaryota, Metazoa, Chordata, Mammalia, Chiroptera, Miniopteridae.
AUGGGGAACAGCAGGAGCGGGCCCCUGUCCAAGGAGAUCCUGCAGGAGCUGCAGCUGAGCACGCACUUCUCGGAGGAGGAGCUGUGCGCCUGGUACCGCUCCUUCCUGAAGGAGUGCCCGGGCGGGCGCAUCACGCGGCAGCAGUUCCAGAGCCUCUACGCCAAGUUCUUCCCCGACGCCGACCCCAAGGCCUACGCCCAGCACGUUUUCCGCAGCUUCGACGCCAACAGCGACGGGACCCUGGACUUCAAGGAGUAUGUCAUCGCCCUGCACAUGACCACGGCGGGCAAGCCCAGCCAGAAGCUGGAGUGGGCCUUCUCCCUCUACGACGUGGACGGCAACGGGGCCAUCAGCAAGGGCGAAGUGCUUGAGAUCGUCAUGGCGAUUUUCAAAAUGAUUCGUCCUGAGGACGUGGAGCACCUGCCAGACGACGAGAACACCCCAGAGAAGCGAGCCGAGAAGAUCUGGGGCUUCUUUGGGAAGAAGGAUCAUGAUAAACUUACAGAGGAGGAGUUCAUCGAGGGGACCCUGGCCAAUAAGGAAAUUCUGCGGCUGAUCCAAUUUGAGCCCCCAAAAGUGAAGGAAAGGUUAAUGGAAAAGGACAAGAACCCCUGA